Molecule: messenger RNA, 3076 nt
Organism: Doryrhamphus excisus (bluestripe pipefish)
Lineage: Eukaryota; Metazoa; Chordata; Actinopteri; Syngnathiformes; Syngnathidae
Source: RefSeq, a predicted model, not a curated record
UUCAUACAUGUAGCACAGUAACACAGGAUAAAUGAAUAGAUGACAAAAGAUAUGCAAUUCAUACACGAGUGCCAUGACUAAUGCUUUGGCUGUAAAGGUUGCUCCGGCUGUUACAGUACAAUGUUAGCCGGCCACAUGGAGGUCAUUAUACAGCGGGGAAAAUAAGUAUUGAACACGUCAACAUUUCUCUCAAAAAACAUAUUUCUAAUCAAGCUAUUGACAUGAAAUUUUCACCAGAUGUCGGCAUCAACCCAAGUAAUGCACACAUACAAAGAAUCCAAACAUUUAUGUUCAUAAAUUAAGUUAUGUGUAAUAAAGUGAAAUGGCACAGAGAAUAAGUAUUGAACACAUGAAGAAAAGGAGGGGUAAAAAGGUCUGGAAAGCCAAGAAAGCAGCUGGAGUCUGUCAGUAUUUAGAAGGUUAACCUGUCCCCUAUUAGUGCAAAGUAAUAUCAGCCGGUUUAGUCCUGAUUAAUGCCUUUUAAAAAGGUUUCUCACCAGCAAGGUGUUAGACAAGAAGCAUUGCAUGAUGGGUAAAAGCAAAGAGCUGUCCAAAGACCUACGCAGCCUUAUUGUUGCAAAACACACUGAAGGCAUUGGUUACAGGCGCAUUUCUAAACUUCUGAAAGUUCCAGUGAGUACCAUUGGGGCCAUCAUCCGGAAGUGGAAAGAACACGGCAUUACCAUAAACCAGCCACGGCCAGGUGCUCCUCGCAAGAUUUCAGACAGAGGAGUCAAAACAAUCAUCAGAAGGGUUCUCCAACAGCCCAGGACCACUCGUGGAGAGCUUCAGAAAGCCCUGGAAUCAGCAGGCUGCUGAAGAUGAAAAGAGGGUGGAUCUUUCAGCAAGACAACGAUCCCAAGCACACAGCCAAGGGUCUUCCAGGGAAGUUCCGGAAACAGUUUCAGCAGUUUGAAAGCAUUGCUGAUCCUUCCAGAAAUCACAAGUUCUACAGAGACCUGAUCACCAGUCUGAGACCUCCACUCAUCCCCUUCACUCCUCUGCUGCUUAAAGAUUUGACUUUUCUUCAUGAGAGUUGUAAGACUUUUCACGGCCAGCUGGUCAAUUUUGACAAGAUGCACAAAGUUGCCGACAUGGUGCGAAGCAUACGAAGAUACCGUAGUGGACAACUGGCCAUGGAUAUGGAGACGUCGCCAUCCCACCUGCAGACCAAAGCGUACGUGCGACAGCUGCAGGUGAUCGACAACCAGAACCAUCUCUUCGACCUGUCCUGCAAACUGGAGCCCAGAGACACGUAGAGAUGCCAGGACGCGUCCCACCUCCUCUUCCUCCCUCUCAGCGAACACGUUAAAAGCUUAUUAACAGGCAGCCAAUCAGGCGAAGCUUGGCAGCCAUCUUGUCUCCUUCCUGACCACAGACGACAUGUAGUCGCAGUUUGACCUCCACCCAGCUGAUGAGGUGAGCCUAGUGAUGGCUGAUUUAUCUCUUCAAAGGUCAACCUCUGACCUCAGGGGCGUGUCUUUCUUCUUAAUGAAUGAGGAGGACAGCAGAGAAGUAAACAAAUGUUUAGUCAUUUCUGUCUGGGAAGGUGUACCGUGACACUCUAUGGGCGGCGCUUGUGCAAUAACAGGAGGCGAUGCACGUCUGGUGUCAACCAAGCAUGUCGACGACGCUCAGGGCUCCCAGGUUUUGUGUACUUUUUGUGAUGAUGAUUAAGACUUAUUUUUCUUCUUUCCCUUGUUGUCUUUGGAUCAUUUCGAUCAACAAAGACAGAGGGAUAUUUUUUUAAACGUUGUCUCAUUGCAACGCUAAAUGACAUCACACGUCUGCUAGUCGACACCUGGCGGGGCUCUGCUGCGGCCAGUCCUGGAUUCAAGUCAUUCAUUUCCAAAUAUUAAACAGGCGUCUCAAAAGAUGACAAAAUUCCAAUUCCAAAAUACACAUGACACAGGGUAUGAAUGUUGGGCCGCGCGGCGGAUGAGUGUUUAGCAUGUAGGCCACACAGCGAGAAGAUCCGGCUUUGAUUUUCUGCUCGGGCAUCUCUUUGUGGAGUUAGCAUGUUCUCCCUGUGCAUGGCUUUUCUCCGGGUAAUCCGCUUUCCUCCCCAGUUCCAAAAGCAUGCUAGCUUGAUCGGCCACUCCAAAUUGUCCAUAGGUAUGAAUGUGGGUGGGAACGGUUGUUUGUCGAUACGUGCCCUGUGAUCGGCCGGCCACCGGUACAGGGUGUACCCCGCCUCUCGCCCCCAAAGACAGCCGGGAUAGACUCCAGCAUACCCCCACCACUAUAGUGAGGAUAAGCGGUGUAAAAAACGGAUGGCCGGACAGUAUGAACUGUUUAAUCUUCCGAGUCCAUGAAUGAAAGAAAUGAAUCAGUAGAUGAAUUUACCCGCUGACUAAAAUAUCUGUCGGCGAGCCAGGGCUGAUAGUGAGUAACAGCGCCUCCCGUAUGCUCAAAGUGUUAACCAAUUAGCGUUGUCAUAUUGAAACAAGAUCGGCCUCCUUGUGUUUUCAGAUUGAUUUAGAAGAAGUAUUUUGACCUGUUAGCAUCACAGGUAGUCUCAGGAAACUCGCUGGGUGUUGAAGCCUCCUGCCGGACAACAUAGAAACAUUCAAAGUAGACGUGAACGGCCGGUCUUUGCUGUAAAACUCAGGCGUGUCCGUUUGUAAAGGUCGCGUAUGGAGUGGCUGACCUUGAAACAUGUACAUAGUGUGAGUGUGUAAAUAGUUCCAAACGAAAGGAGAAUCUAUUUUAAAGAUGUUUGUUUCACGUAGAGAUGAGAUUUUAUUCACGUGUGUUGUUUACAUUGUGCCAAACCGUGAGCCAUGACAAGUAAAGAUCCACGUUAGCAUGACGAUGGUAUUUGUCAAGGGUCGAGGAGCGAGCUACACGAGCUGGCAGUGCUGUAGCAUUUGCGCUUUCAGUCGUGAACUUGUAACUUUGUUCUCUGAAAUGUAACCAAGAAUUUGUAUGCUUUAAAAGUAUGGAGACAACCACCAAUAUUUUUGCAACCUUUUUCUUUGUAAUGAUUUGGCACUUUAAGAUGGCAUUCCUAUUUUGAAACGAUGCAUCACAAUGUUGUUUCCUGCAGUUGCUCAAAUAAACCUGAUGAAGGCGA